This is a messenger RNA of Erigeron canadensis, 795 nucleotides long. RefSeq names its product probable E3 ubiquitin-protein ligase RNF217. NCBI's taxonomy places the organism in Eukaryota, Viridiplantae, Streptophyta, Magnoliopsida, Asterales, Asteraceae. The record is from RefSeq and is a predicted model, not a curated record. Gene Ontology annotation, cellular component: ubiquitin ligase complex; cytoplasm. Gene Ontology annotation, molecular function: ubiquitin conjugating enzyme binding; ubiquitin protein ligase activity; zinc ion binding. Gene Ontology annotation, biological process: ubiquitin-dependent protein catabolic process; positive regulation of proteasomal ubiquitin-dependent protein catabolic process; protein polyubiquitination. The transcript is spliced from 2 exons. The coding region runs from base 1 to 795 and encodes 264 amino acids.
AUGGGGAAUGCAGUUGCAAAACCCCAACAAAACCCUCAUCAAGAUCCACAGAACCAACAACAAGAAGAAGAAGACGCAACGUUCACUUGCGAGAUUUGCAUUGAACCCGUCAGCCUCCCCAACAUCAAAUUCAACAACAACAAUCUUUGCGCUCACCAUUUUUGCACCGAUUGUAUCAUCAAAUACAUAAAAGUGAAACUCGAGGAAAACGUGUCUGACAUCAAAUGUCCUGCCAUGACUUGCCAACACUCUAUCGAACCCUUAUCAUGCCGUCCCAAACUCACACGUCGAGUGUUUGAAAAAUGGUGCGACGUGUUAUGUGAAUCGAGUGUGUUACGGGUUGAUGGGGUUUACUGCCCAAAUAUCAAGUGCGGGGAGUUGAUUUUGAAUGAGUGCGGGGACACAAAUUUGAAGAGAUGUGUUUGUUCGUAUUGUAAAAAGCCUUACUGUUUCCGUUGCAUUGUUCCAUGGCACGAUAGUUCUACUUGUGUGGAGGUUGAAGAUGAAAACGACGUCGCUUUUGAGCAUGUUUCGAAACGGAAUAAAUGGCAAAGAUGUCCGGUGUGUAGGCAUUGCAUUGAGCGCAUCAGUGGUUGCAAUGCAGUUAAAUGCAGAUGUGGAAUCCAAUUUUGCUACAUAUGCGGAAGUCGAGGUUGUGUGUGCAACUGUUGGUGGACUAUACCUGUUGGUUGGCGUCUUUUGAUUGUGUCAUCCACGUUUCUUCUUUUUAUUUUUACUCUUACUUAUGUUUGUUACUUACGGGCUUACGCCCGCUACAAAAAUAAUGCUUUUUAG